AUGUCAAUAAAUACAACGACGGGAGACCUAUAUUUGUGUAUUAAGCAAUUCAACGCGAGAUUAGGUGAUGAAUUGAAUCUUAAGCCUGGCGAUAAGGUAGAGGUAUUAGCAGAUGACAGCGAAUAUAAUGACGGAUGGUAUAUGGGGAGGAAUAUAGUGAGUCAAGAGGUCGGCCUAUAUCCGAAAUCUUUUACCCAACUUAUACAAAAUCAAAUAGCCGGGGCCUCUCUUUUAAGAUCAAGAUCCAGAAGAGUCAGUAAAAAGAAUGGUAGCUCUCCUCAAACACCUACAAACGUCAACAAACUCUCCGAGUCUUUUGAAAAACUAGAUACAAAAGAAAAUAAACCUUCAGCAAGCAAGCAAGUUAAUAAGACUAUGAGUGACAUAGAUCAAGCUCUUCUUGAACUCCAAGGUGCAACAAAUCUUUCCAACAAUGCCGGCGGACAUAUUGGAAAAGCGGGCACAAAUGCGCGGCACCAAAAGAACCCAUCUGCCCAAUCAUUAACAGAUGAUAUAAAUCCUUUGCAUGUGGCAGAGUGGACACCUAAACAAGUCUACUCCUAUUUUGCUCUUGUUUUAGGAUUUGAUUUGAGUGUCGCUGAUAAGUUCGCCAAACAUAAAAUUACAGGUACUAUUUUGUUGGAACUAGAUUUGACUUACUUAAAGGAAUUAGAUUUCGAUUCGUUUGGGACGAGAUUCGAAGUUUACAAGGAGAUUGAGAAAUUAAGAGAGGUUUCAUCAAGAAUGAAGUCGAAGAAGGCAUCUAAAAAUCAAAGUCAAAUUAUGCCUUCUGAAGCAUCAGAUGAUGAAUUCGUGAGUCCUUUAGGAUCCAAAACUAGCUCACCUCAAAAAAAUAAACUUAUUGAUGAAAACUAUAGUGUUGAUGACUACAAUAAUGCACACUCUGCCUCACAGGGUCAGUUGUUACCUUCUGCUGAAGUUCGAGAACCAAGCUAUUUGUACAAUCACCAAAGAAAGAGGAGCCAAUCGUUCGAUGACUUGGCAGUUUAUGAUUCAAAAAAUGAGACUUCGAACAUCGAUAAACAUUCGUUGUCCAAAAAAUUCACCAACUCUACUGAGCAAAAAUUGCCCGAAGACUUAUCAUCGCAAAAUAAUAAUGGAUACGAUGGGCUUUAUCUGAGCAAAACAAAUGGCUCUCGUGAAUUCCCAAGCUCUGCCGGAAAAGCUACCACUGGAACCGUUAGUAGACCUUCAUCUUCAGUCUAUGAACAAUCCUUGAUGAGCCACAAUAGAAAUAUGAGCCAAGCCUCAAACGGUAAAGAAGUUAAUCGACACAAUAGAAAUGCUUCUGUAAUUUCAGGUCAUAAGAGACGAUCCUCCUUAUUUCUGUUUAUUUCGGGAAACGAAGAUUCUACUGUGGAAAAUCCAAAACAAUCUAAAGGUGGGCUUCUUGACAAGCACAGUGAUUCCUCAAACUCUCCAACGAAAUCGAAGAGAGAAAGUCUUGUGAUAACGAGAAAAAAGGAUACUCCUCUAGACUUUGUUGAAGUCGACUCAAACGUCGAGAGUACUCCAUCUCCAAAGAAACUGAAAUCAAUAUCUUACAAAUUAAGCGAGGCAAAACUUCCAAAUGGAGAUAGCAAAGAUGAAAAGAGAUCGGCAUCGGAUUCUACCGCUGUCUCACGCUUUAAGAACUUGAGGACAACAUCGAGCCAAAAUUUUAAAAACUUAACAACAUCCAAAAAGCUGAAAACCCUGGCAUUUCAAGAAGGAAUUCGUGAAAUUAACCCUGACGAAGCAAUUAAAUCUGCAAGCUUUAGUGGCUGGAUGGCUAAAAAGUCAGGAAGCACUUUAGGAUGGCGUUCAAGAUAUUUCACUUUACAUGGGACAAGAUUGUCGUACUUCACUUCAUUGAGGGACAAACGUGAGAAAGGGCUAAUUGAUAUAACGGCACAUAAGGUAAUACCAGUUAAUACUGAGAAUGAUGUAAACUCCAAUGACAAAUAUAUUGCGUUGUAUGCAUCCUCUACUGGUUUUGGUAGAUACUGCUUCAAGUUACUUCCUCCUGCCCCAGGAUUUAAGAAAGGUCUUACAUUUACUCAGCCUAAAACUCAUUAUUUUGCUGUUGAAACAAAGGAAGAAAUGAGGGGAUGGCUUAAGGCUCUUAUGACUGCAACUAUAGAUAUCGAUGAUUCAAUACCUGUUGUGAGUAGCUGUUCAACGCCAACUGUCAGCUUAAAUAAAGCUCAAGAGAUGCUAGCAAGAGCCAGAGAAGAAACGAAAUCAAAAGACGAGGAGCUUAGAGCAAGAGGCUUUUUAAGAGAUAGUUUUGAUGGAGGAUAUCCGUAUAAUCAUUAUUCUAAUGAAUCGAAUGAUGGACAAACGUCGGUAGAUUCGACAAUGUCACCUAAUAUUGAUUCAAUAGAUGAUACGACAGUGUCUUCAGCCAAUCAACAUUCACAGAAUCAACAACAGUCUCCUUAUCAAAAUCAAAAUCAAAAUCAACUACAACAGCAACCCAAGCUAUCGGUUGAUACCUCGAGUAAGGCUUACAAGGCUCCCACCACCCCUCAGAUCUCGUCCCAAGCUGGAUUUGCUUCCCCAUAUUUGUUGGCGUCGGGUCUCUUGUCUCCACGAUCUGCUCAAAGUAAUGGAACGUUUUCUCCUGGUGGCACACCUAGGACAAACCUGAGGACAAAUCUUGAAGCUCCAGGAGAAACACCUCCAUCAAUCGACUCCAAAUCUCCUCGAUCCGUCUUCUCGAAUCACGCAGGAAGAGUUCUAAGCGGAGGAAAAAAGAAACAAGCUGAAAAAAUGUUAGCUUAUUCAAAUGAUGGCUCGGGAAACCAUACUUUUGUGAUCAAAGCUAAAAAGUAG
Molecule: messenger RNA, 2838 nt
Organism: Priceomyces carsonii
Lineage: Eukaryota; Fungi; Ascomycota; Pichiomycetes; Serinales; Debaryomycetaceae
Gene: BOI2
Product: Boi2p
Exons: 1
Coding region: 1-2838 (945 amino acids)
Biological process (GO): endosome organization; retrograde transport, endosome to Golgi; receptor recycling
Cellular component (GO): recycling endosome; early endosome; trans-Golgi network
Molecular function (GO): protein binding
Source: RefSeq, a predicted model, not a curated record